Bombus terrestris (buff-tailed bumblebee) is the source of this 3434-nucleotide messenger RNA. RefSeq names its product striatin-interacting protein 1 (gene Strip). The record is from RefSeq and is a predicted model, not a curated record. Lineage: Eukaryota; Metazoa; Arthropoda; Insecta; Hymenoptera; Apidae. Gene Ontology annotation, cellular component: cytosol. The transcript is spliced from 12 exons. Gene Ontology annotation, biological process: cytoskeleton organization. The coding region runs from base 148 to 2646 and encodes 832 amino acids.
AAACUAUUAAACAUUAUCGAACGCAAUAUAGUACAUCGAUUUUUUUUUAUUAAGAAAUCGAUAACAAAACUUGUCGAUCAAAUAUUUGCGAAUGAUUCGAGUAGUCUGAGAUGCAUUACAUACUGCAUCUCUAAUCACUAUUAGAAAAUGCGUGACGUAGCGAUGGAUGCGAAUGGAAAUGGGAAGCGUGAUCUUCCCCGAAUAGUUCUACAGCAACGAAUUAUGAGUACCGAAGAAACAUCUAAAUCUACGGAUUUGGACUUUGUUUAUGACGAUGCGGAUAAGCAUGCCAAUGAAAUUGCUGAAUUGUACAGCUAUUCAGAACAGUCUGAAUUACAUGUUAACCUCACAGCAUUUGAAGAGCAAAUGGAAUUAUAUAAAUUAAGACCAUGGUGGCAAAAUUUAUCAGAGGCACAACAGAAAUCUGUAAUUUACAAAUUAUUAGAUCAGUUAGAGGUUUCUAACAAACAAUUAAGAAUGAAGGCAGCAAGGUGCAUCUUGUAUUUAGCUCAAGGUUGUUGGGCUGAAGUGCAGUCUGAUGAAGAGCAACGAGAAUGGACCAGAACAAAUGUUAUGUUAUUAUAUGAGGCUGGAAUUUUUCCAGCAUUUGUUGAACUUCUUAAUAUUGAAAUUACGAAUAGUAGGAGAACUGCAUCUGCAAUGAGGAAAAUAUCUGUUAGUCUUGAUGAUUCCACUGAUUUAAGAGUAAUUUUGUCUGUUUUGUAUAUUAUAACAGAGGUGAUGAGGGAAGAAAUGAAAAAUUUAGAACAUAGUAUUUAUAAGAAUAAUGUUGAAUCUUUCAAAGAAGAUUUAAUAAAUCCAUAUGGCGAAGAGUUGCUUAUAGUUAAACUUCUUGGCAUGGUGACAUACUUCUGUAGUGGAGCAGCUCCACAUUUUCCAAUGAAAAAAGUUCUUUUGUUGCUGUGGAAAUUGAUCUUGGUAUCAUUGGGUGGUAUUGAUACACUAAGGGAGUUAAAAAAACAGUAUCGCGAUGAAGUUGGUCUAGAUACACAACAAGAAGAUACUUUAGAAGUUGCAAAAACUAUGAGAGCUAGUUCUCCUCCUGUCAGUGCUGCAGAUUUGAUUGAAACGCAAAAUCAAAAAAAGAAUCAUAGAUCUUAUCGACGAUUUCUAAUGAAACAAAGUUCAUUGGAUGAACCAGGUUUGGGAAUGGAAUAUGAAGGUGCAGAAGUGGGAAACAAUACUACGAACAAUGAAGGUGAAGGAGAAGCUAAUGUAUUUAUGAACCAAACUGUUUUGACUCAGUUACGAACUUACUGUCAAAAUGAGAACAAUCAGCCUCCAAUAAGGCCUGAUACCCCACAACUUACUAAGGGAAAAAGUUUACCAUGGACACCAAAGGUGAGACAAAAGGAUGUCGACACAUUUCUUGAAGCAUCAAGAUUAAAAUUUGUUGGUUACAAUUUGGAAGGAGACAGACAAAGUUUGGCAGGUUUACCACAACCAAUACUUGAAGGUGUUAAUACACUUAAAAGACAUAUGUAUACAUCUUUAGCUGAAAUCCAAAUCCAAAAAGAGGAACAAAUGCUUAGAAAUCCUAUAAGCACUCCAAGGUUUCCAAUUCGUCAGACACCAACAGAAAUUGUAUAUCAUGCUAUAUUACCAUUUGUACCGCAAUAUAUGAUUGCACUAUUAAAGAUUUUAUUGGCUGCUGCACCCACCAGUAAAGCUAAGACAGAUAGUACCAAUAUUAUGGCUGAUGUCUUGCCAGGACAAAUGCCCAUGACUGUUUUUCAGUCUAUGAAACUUGGUAUUGAUGUAAGCAGACAUAAAGAAAUCAUUGUUAAAGCAGUAUCUGCAAUACUGCUUCUUCUGUUAAAACAUUUUAAACUAAAUCACAUAUAUCAGUUUGAAUUCAUGUCACAACAUUUAGUAUUUGCUAAUUGCAUACCACUUGUUUUAAAAUUUUUAAAUCAGAAUAUUCUAGCUUAUAUAGAGGCUAAAAAUGUUAUUCCCAUCUUGGAUUUUCCUAUGUGUGUUAUUGGAGAACAACCAGAUGUGUCCCUAGAUAAUCUUGAAACUGGGGAUAAUCUACCAUAUUCAUGGAGAAACGUUUUUUCGUGCAUUAAUUUAUUACGUAUUCUUAAUAAACUUACAAAAUGGAAACAUAGUAGAAUUAUGAUGUUAGUCGUUUUUAAAUCAGCACCUAUAUUAAAACGUACAUUAAAAGUCAGACAUGCAAUGAUGCAAUUAUAUGUCUUAAAAUUACUAAAAAUGCAAACUAGGUACUUAGGGCGACAAUGGCGGAAAACUAAUAUGAAAACAAUCAGUGCAAUAUAUGCAAAAGUUAGACAUCGUUUAAAUGAUGAUUGGGCUUAUGGCAAUGAUCUAGAAGCACGACCUUGGGAUUUCCAAGUAGACGAGUGCGUAUUACGUUCUUGCGUUGAUCGAUUCAAUAACCUACGAUACACUAAUAUUCCUAAGGACAAAGAUAUGGAACCUGUUGAUAAUUCUGUUACAUCAGUACUCGGGGUAAAUAUGGAAUUAAGCGAUGAAUUUAAACAACAUUAUGAAUUAUGGUUACAACAAGAAGUAUUUCAAAGAAGUAUUAAUUGGGACGAAUUAUUGGAUCCUGAAGGACCUGGAUCAAAUUUUGACGUUUUUAUAAAUUAUAUACUAUUGUGAAGUGUUCAGAAAAGACAUUGCCAUAUCGAUGCAUUGGAAACUGAAUUUGGUUUGUAUACAUUGAUCAGUGAGUAACCCUAAUCUAAUGGACGUUUAAAAAAGAGACUAGUGAUUUUUUAAGGAUGGUUUACAAGAUAAUGUGUAAUUUUUUUACAUUUAUUUGUGUGUAUUUAAUUCAAUGUGUAUUACUUGUAGCAAUAUUUUAUUAUUACUAUUAUAGUUGUAAGAGAAUAUAUAUAAUAAUCAUAAAGAAGUAGGGUAACUUUAUUCAAAUAUAUGGUUCAUACCGUUCGCAUUCAUAUUAUAUAAGUUUCUGUAAAUUAAAAUGUUAAUUUCCAAUAAUGUAACAAACUGCGAAUCGUAUACCAGCUGGAACUUCCUGUAUUUUAUAUAAUUUUUAUAUGUACUCUAUUUCAUUGUGACUCGUCAUUGCCUAGCAAUACUAUUCAUCAUGAUACGGUAUUUACAAACAUAUAAAUGUUAACAUGUAUAAUGUAUUAAUUUAAUUUUAAAUUGCAUUUUUUCUUAAAAAUUUACUAAUUUUGUAAAUUAUAUAUGUUUUGUUCCUUAUUAAAUGUAAUGAGUGUUUGACCUGUGUGUUACGUGUAGGUGAUCUCUUUAUAUGAGAGAGAGAGAGAAAGAGCUGAAUAGCAAAAUCACUUGUAUAUAAAUUCAUGAUGCAAAACUGUAUGAAGCGCUCCUAUGGUGCUUUCGUCUUAUAGCAUUAUUUCAUUUGAUAGAUAAAUAUUUAAAAUGUAGAGUAUAUAAAUUAUAGACUGAAUAUUCAA